AUGGACCCCAUGUCGACAGACCUAGUGGCCUACCACGCCAGGGCCAGUCCCGAAAACCCAGCCGCAGUUGACAUAGCGACGGGCCGCUGUUGGUCCUACCGCCAACUUCACCAUGACAUCAACAAGGCCUGCUCGGCCCUCACUGCUCAAGGCGUGCAGCAAGGCGACCGCGUCGCUGUGGUGGCGGCCAACAGCGUCUUCGUCGUCAUCCUGCAGCAGGCACUGAUGCGGCAGGGCGCAAUCAUAGUUCCCCUGAACUGGAGACUGUCGGCGUCUGAGAUUUGUUCCCUGGCCGCGGACUGCUCGCCAAAGCUGCUGUUCUGGGAUGACACGCUAGGCCUGGCCUGGCAGGACUUUGAGCGCCAUCUUCCAGCAGCGUGUCGCCGGAUGGACCUGCAAGAUUUCAUCGCGAGCGUCGACCAGUCGACCCUCCCCGCCGCGUCCGCAGCACCGCAGCAGGAAGCAGACGACGACGGGGCAGGGUUCCCCGACAGGACGGCGGCCAUCGUCUACACGUCGGGCACGUCGGGGAGGCCCAAGGGCGUCAAGAUCACGCGGCGCAACAUGCUCGCGACGGCCGUCAACUACAGCGUGCUGGGCCGGGUGGAAGCCGGGUCGGUGCUGCUGUGCGACGUGCCGCUGUUCCACCUGGUCGGGCUGGCCGUGUGCGUGUGGAGCAUGCUCCUCCGGGGCGGGACGGUGGUCAUGUCGCGGCGCUUCGACGCGGCGUCGACCAACGAGCGGCUCGCGUCGACCGCGACGGCGGUGACGCACUACUUUUGCGUGCCACAGAUGGCCGACUCGCUGCGCAGGGCCGCCAACUUUGCGCCGGGGCGCUGGGCGGCCCUCGCGGCCGUCUUCACCGGCGGCGCCCCCAACCCGCCCGCCCGCGUCCGCUGGUGGCUCGACCGCGGCGUCAACAUGGUCGACGGGUACGGCACCACCGAGGCUGGGCAUUUCCUCGGCAUGCCGCCGCUGGACGAGCAGGUCAUCAGGCGAAAGGCCGGGUCCGUUGGGCUCGCGGGCCCCAUGACGCACGUCGAGAUCGUCCACCCGGACACCGGAGUGCCUGUCCUGCCCGGCGAGCCCGGGGAGAUUGUCGCGUCCGGCAUGAGCGUCACGCCUGGGUACUGGGGCCACGCGGGUCCGGAUGGAGGUCUCGAGGUCCUGGAGCGUGGGCCGGACCGAGGAGUCGCGGGGCGCUGGUAUCGCACGGGGGAUAUUGCUCGCCGGGACGAGGACGGCUUCGUCUACAUCAUCGGCCGCCGCAAGGACAUCUUCAUCACCGGGGGCGAGAGCGUCGCGCCCGCCGAGGUGGAAGCGGCCUUGAUGCAGCACCCGCUGGUGGCCCAGGCUGCCGUCGUCGGCGUUCCCGACUCGACAUGGGGAGAGGUCGGAUACGCAUGGAUUGUGUUGGAGCAAGGCGUCCAAGAGUCGUCUCGUCCGCCGCAUGAACAUCUCGUAUCAUUUUGCAAAGGACUAAUAGGGAGAUAUAAGAUCCCGAAGCAUUUCAGGUUUACUGAAAGCCUGCCACGGACAGGGUCGGGAAAGAUUAUGAAGCAUGUGUUGAAGAAGAAGCUUGAAUCAGAGGGGUUUGGGAGGCCAGUCAUGGUGAAGGAGGAUCAAUUGACGGGAACUACAAAGACGCUAUCAUGGUCUACUGUAUAA
This is a messenger RNA of Pyricularia pennisetigena, 1668 nucleotides long. RefSeq lists its product as uncharacterized. NCBI's taxonomy places the organism in Eukaryota, Fungi, Ascomycota, Sordariomycetes, Magnaporthales, Pyriculariaceae. The record is from RefSeq and is a predicted model, not a curated record. Gene Ontology annotation, molecular function: medium-chain fatty acid-CoA ligase activity. Gene Ontology annotation, biological process: fatty acid metabolic process. The transcript has a single exon. Bases 1 to 1668 code for a protein of 555 amino acids.